This is a messenger RNA of Cryptomeria japonica (Japanese cedar), 1454 nucleotides long. RefSeq lists its product as uncharacterized. The transcript is spliced from 4 exons. The record is from RefSeq and is a predicted model, not a curated record. Bases 211 to 1278 code for a protein of 355 amino acids. Lineage: Eukaryota; Viridiplantae; Streptophyta; Pinopsida; Cupressales; Cupressaceae.
CACGCCUCCUUAAAAUCAAAUCCCUCCAUGUUUUAUAGGGCAGGCGCAUCUCAGAUCGGUAAAAUUCGGUGGUUUUAAUAUACAUAAACCAAACCUUUUUCUGUCUUCCUGUCAUGGGAAAUUUACAGUCAAAACAUGGCAAACGGAUAAAAGAGAACCGCUUCUCAGGAUACAAAUUGGUUGAAUUAACUCAAAAUCUGUAAGGCCGGCAUGAAAGGAGCUAAUCAGAGCGUUGUGAGGACCGUGAGCGCAAUCCUGCUUUGCAUAACAAUGGGUGGAGUUGUCUACUUGGCCAUUGAUAAAAACCUCCAAGCUUCCUUUACUCCAAUUCUUGCCAGCUCUUUCUCCAGAAUGCAGACACUGUUCCGCUCAGGGAAGGACAAUUCUGCAACAAAUCCAGAUAAUCCUUUUAAUUCAUCAGAUGUUACCGACGAACUAAAAGAAAGCCUUUCAAAAGCGGCAAACCAGGAGAAAACCGUUCUGAUCACGACUCUAAAUGCGGCGUGGGCGCAGAACAAUAGCAUGGUUGAUUUAUUCCUAAAAAGUUUCCACAUCGGUAAUGGAACAGAGGCGUUGUUGAAAAAUUUGUUGAUUGUUGCCGUAGAUGAGAAGGCGUUCAAUCGCUGCAGGGAAAUACAUCCGCAUUGUUAUCUGAUGAAAACUGAGGGAGUCGAUUUCUCGGGAGAAAAGCUUUACAUGAGUCAAGAUUAUUUGAAAAUGAUGUGGAGAAGGCUUCUCUUCUUCGGAGAGGUCUUGGAGCGAGGAUAUAACUUUCUUUUCUCGGAUGCUGAUAUUAUGUGGUUUCGAGACCCCUUCACAAAAUUCUCAUCCAAGGCAGACUUCCAAAUAGCAUCAGAUUAUUAUACAGGGGAACCAGAUGAUCUGCGCAAUUCACCUAAUGGAGGAUUCAUGUAUGUUCACUCCAAUGAAAAGACUGUAGAGUUUUUCAAGUUUUGGUAUAAAUCCAAGAAAGUUUAUCCCGGUAAAAAUGAGCAAGAUGUGUUGAACAUACUGAAAUGGAAGGAGUUCAGAAGCAGAGGACUUGAAGUCGAAUUCCUUGAUACUAGAUAUUUUGGCGGGUACUGUCAACGAACAAACGAUCUGGAUUUGGUCUGUACCAUGCAUGCCAACUGUUGCAAAGGUUUGAAGGCCAAGCUUAUUGAUUUGAGAAAUACUAUUUCCGACUGGGAGAAAUAUAAGCGACAAGAACAUCUAGGUAAAGGCAAGGACGUGCGCUGGACAUCUGCAGACGCAUGUCGUCAUUCUUGGAGCCGAUGAAACGUUUUCAACGGACUGUUGUAGCAUCAUCAUUCCUUUCUUCUGGACUAUUAUCUGCGCUCCUAAUUUAAAGCAAUUCAGGAAAAUCCUGAAUAGUUCCUGUGUGAUUAGCUUGAAAUCAUCUAAAUUAGAAGGAUAACUAAUGUCCCUGAAAUUCAGAGACAUCGUUCAACAUU